GUAUGUAUUUAUUUAUUUAUUGUCUUUAUGUCAAAAGAAAGGAGAUUUUUCCUCCUGCGCAACGGAACCGAAGAUUCGAUCCGGGAGAGGACAAAUCCAUUCAUGCAUCAUUGCAGUAAGCGUGCUUUCAGUGCCACACACCGCGCGGCACUUUUUAUGAACAGCUCUAUCCCGCGCCUCAUUUUUCUACUGCUCCGCCGAGCAAAGGAGCGUGUCCUUUUGCGAGUCACGAGCCCCCAAAAAUCCACAUGCUCUAAUUCAACUCUAUUUUAAUUUAAUCUGUUCAUCCUCAUCUAUAAAACCAAUCUUUCCCCAACACAGGGGCACUAUAAUCGAUGGGAUCUUCUCUCUAUUCUCUUUUUGUUCUCUUUUGUUACCUUCCGAGCCAUCCAGAUUUUCCGACAGUACUUCUAUCUAUGGCUACUGUUUCCAGCUAGAGCUUGAUUCGUUCUUGUUCAUGUCACCGACAGGUAUAGAAGAUGUCAGAGUUUCUUAGGCGGUGCCGCCUGACUUGACGACGGGAAGAGAAGUCUGCAAUCCCUCCUUGCAGAAGGACGUUGAUCCGACAAGGACGUCGUCGGAAGUUUAAAAAUGAAAAAGCAAAAUCCAAGCGGCACGCGCCGGGACGGCGAUGAUGAACGCGGCAAAGCUUAAACGGUGUUUCCGUCGGAUUCUCAUCACGUCUCUCGAUUUCCCGAGCCGGAGGGUGUGACGGCGUCUUUUCUGGCGAGGAGAAAUGCCGGGUAAUCUGGCCGCUGCGAAAUGAUCAUUUUGCCCUUCCCUAUGUAUCCAAUGACGACAAGGUCCUUUCCGUCCCUCCAUUUCCGUACUGCCACGCUGCUCUUUUGCUUUUGCUGCUGCUUUUGCUUCUUCCCGCCUUCCCACCCCCUACGGGAGGAAACCCAAGCGCUCCUCGCGUUCAAAAACCAUCUUAACGACCCCUACAAUGUUCUGGACUCGUGGAAGAGCGAUUCAGAAUCUCCCUGUAAAUUCCUGGGAAUCUCAUGCGACUCAAUUUCCGGACUCGUGACGGGAAUCUCGCUCGGCAACAAGUCUCUCUCCGGUGAGAUCUCGCCGUCGAUCUCCGCCCUCCGGAGUCUAAGAUCUCUUGUAAUGCCGUCGAAUUCUAUUUCGGGAAGUCUCCCAGCCAAAUUGCGCAGUUGUGACAAUCUUAGAGUGUUGAACCUGUCGAUGAAUGCGAUGAGUGGGAGCCUUCCGGAUCUUUCUGCUCUGACGAACCUCGAGGUUCUUGAUUUGUCGCUGAACAACUUUUCCGGCAAGUUCCCCGCUUGGGUGGGAAAUUUAACCCAAUUGGUUACACUGGACAUUGGUCAGAGUGGAUACGAAGAGAGUGAAAUUCCAGACGGUCUUGGAAAUCUGCAGAACUUGACUGAACUUAACUUUCGUAGUUCGCAUUUGAGAGGCGAAAUCCCAGAAGCUAUUUUUGAAUUGAAAGCCUUGCAAACAUUGGACUUAUCGGACAACAAAAUCUCCGGGAAAUUACCCAAGUCAAUUUCAAACUUGCGAAAUCUGAGCAAGAUUGAGCUCUUUGAUAACAACUUGACAGGAGAAAUCCCGGCUGGGCUUGCAGGCCUCACGCUUUUGCGUGAAAUUGAUCUUUCCAGGAACAAUAUGUAUGGAAAAUUGCCGGAGGAGAUUGGAAACCUAGAGAAUCUGGCGGUUUUCCAAUUAUAUCAGAACAACUUCUCUGGAGAACUACCCUCCGGCUUUGGAAAUUUGCAGCAUCUCAUUGGGUUUUCCAUCUACAAGAACAGUUUCUCAGGGCAAUUCCCUGCCAACUUUGGCCGAUUCUCACCGCUAGUGAGCAUAGACAUAUCAGAGAAUCAAUUUUCAGGUCGCUUCCCGAAGUUCUUGUGUGAAAGCAACAAGUUACAAUACUUCCUUGCUCUGGGGAACAAUUUUUCCGGGGAACUUCCAGGCUCCUAUGCCUACUGUAAGUCUGUUGUGAGGUUCAGGAUCAAUAAAAACAAUCUCUCUGGAAAGAUUCCGGAUGGGGUUUGGGCAUUGCCAAAUGCACAAAUAAUAGAUUUUAGUGAUAAUGCUUUUAGUGGAGAGAUGUCUCCAUCUGUUGGGAUUUCUGCCACCCUGAAUACGUUGUUUUUGGAUAACAACCAGUUUUCUGGUGCACUUCCAAAAGAACUUGGCAAUCUCGCAAUGUUAGAGAAACUCGAUUUCAGUAAUAAUAGAUUCUCUGGCAGCAUUCCUUAUGAAUUUGGUGCUUUAAAGCAUUUAACGUCUUUACACUUGGAAGAAAAUUCAUUGACAGGAUCAAUACCAGCAAAACUGGGUCAAUGUAAUAGGUUGGUAGACUUAAACCUUGCGGGGAAUUCACUCAGUGGUAAGAUCCCAGCUUCAAUAUCAGAGAUGAGCGCUCUGAACUCUCUGAAUUUAUCUGGAAACAAAAUUACAGGUUCAAUUCCAGAAAAUUUAGCACAAUUGAAGUUAAGUUCCAUUGACUUGUCUGAAAACCAAUUAUUAGGAAGAGUUCCAUACGAUCUUCUGGCCAUGGGAGGGGUCCAAGCAUUUCUUGGGAACAGGGGACUCUGUAUUGAUCUAAAUUCAAGAACCCCCACUAAUCCUAUGAUGAAGAUUUGCAAUGGAAAGCAUGGACAUCAAAGGGUUGUUGAAGAUAAGCUGGUUUUGUUCUGCAUCAUAUUGUCUGCCUUGGUUGUUAUUUUGGCUGCUUCGUUGUUCAUGAGUUGCAGGCGUUUCAAAAUGAGUGAAACUUUCUUAGAAAAUGAUAUGGAAGGCGAGAAGGAAAUAGAUCUGAAGUUAAAACUUCAGUGUUUCCACCAAGUGGAAUUGGAGGCAGAUGAAAUAUGUAAUUUGGAGGAAGAUAAUUUGAUUGGGAGUGGAGGUACAGGAAAAGUUUAUCGAUUGGAUUUGAAGAAAAAUGGUCCUACAGUGGCUGUAAAGCAACUUUGGAAGGGAAAUCGAGUAAAGGUUAUGACAGCAGAAAUGGAAAUUUUAGGGAAGAUCAGGCAUAAGAAUAUAUUGAAGCUUUAUGCUUGUUUAGUGAAAGGGGGGUCCAGUUUUUUGGUGUUGGAGUACAUGACAAAUGGUAACUUGUUUCAGGCACUUCACAGACAGAUCAAGGGUAGCUGGCCAGAAUUGGAUUGGUGUCAGAGAUAUAGGAUUGCUCUGGGAACUGCAAAAGGGAUAGCCUAUCUUCACCAUGAUUGCUCUCCUCCUAUCAUGCACAGAGAUAUAAAAUCUACAAACAUUUUGCUCGACAAGGAUAAUGAGCCAAAAAUUGCUGAUUUUGGGGUUGCCAAGAUUGCGCAAGAGUCUCAUCAGGUUUUUGAAUCUAGCUGUUUUGCUGGCACUCAUGGUUACAUUGCUCCUGAGCUCGCGUAUAGCGUUAAAGUGACGGAGAAGAGCGAUGUGUAUAGUUUUGGGGUGGUGCUAUUGGAAUUAGUAACAGGUAGAAAAGCAGUAGAAGAGGAAUAUGGAGAAGGAAAGGAUAUUGUGUAUUGGGUAUCAACUCAUCUGAAUGACCGGAACAAUGUUCUUGAAGUUGUGGACCACAGCUUGGCAUUUGAUUCUUCUGUGGUCCAAGAAGACAUCAUCAAGGUCCUGCAGGUGGCUGUUCUCUGUACCAACAAGCUCCCAUCCGUGCGCCCCAAUAUGAGAGACGUGGUAAAAAUGCUUAUUGAUGCUGAUCCUUCUGCUAGUAGGUCUCCCCGCAAUUUUUCUGAUAAAAAUGGGAAGCAGCUCUUUAUCUAGUUCUGCAUGCAUGCUCUCUCCAUGCAUAUAUAUAUAUAUAUUCACCAAAUUUUGGUGGAUAGAAUAUGUCGCUGUUUUAAUUAGUAGGCACAAUUUUAAACUUCAGUUUACAGUCAUAUACUUUUGUGAAUAAAAUUAUACUUUUAUUUGUUUC
Malania oleifera is the source of this 3901-nucleotide messenger RNA. Its product is annotated as receptor protein-tyrosine kinase CEPR2. Lineage: Eukaryota; Viridiplantae; Streptophyta; Magnoliopsida; Santalales; Ximeniaceae. The record is from RefSeq and is a predicted model, not a curated record. The transcript is spliced from 3 exons. Gene Ontology annotation, molecular function: ATP binding; protein binding; protein kinase activity. Gene Ontology annotation, biological process: protein phosphorylation. The coding region runs from base 763 to 3747 and encodes 994 amino acids. Gene Ontology annotation, cellular component: plasma membrane.